GACGGACGCUGUGUGGACUCGGGCCACCACAAGGCCGAUGUCCCCCGACAUGCGCAUGGACCCACCUUACGAUGACGGCACCGGCAGUUCGGAAGCAGGUGACGAUGACGGCCAGGCGGAGCAGGGAAGUGGCGUUCCCAUGACGGCACAAUCGAUGGGCGAGCAUGGCGAUGUGCACAGCCGGGGUGGAGCAGCUGAGACGGUCACCGGGCGGCCUGCGAAUGGUCGCCCGCUGUGUCAAAAGAAACAAAACGUGCCGUGGAAGUUGGAUGAGCGGAUAAAGCUCGCUCUUUUGAUGGGUGAGGAUGAUGCCCUUAUGGCGGAUGCUCAUGGCCAACACCGUUUCAAGCAGAGGAAGGAGCGGUAUGAAUGGGUGAAGGACAGGAUGAAGGACGCCAGCUUCAAACACAGGAGCGCUGAAGACUGCCGCAAGAAGUGGUCGAACACGCUGCGGACGGCGAAGCUCAUCGUCGGAAAGUGUGAACUUCAAGCAUCUGGUCAGUCGUCGUAUUGGGAUCUGUCUGUGGAGGAGCGAAAGGAGAAGAAUCUCCCACUUUCGUUUGAGAAGGCGUUGUGGGACGCUAUGCAGUGGCAGCUCAAUCGGUCGUCGAUGAAGUGUGACAAUACAAUGGCUUCAGAGAACCUGAUGGCGGGGAGUGUAGAUGCAUCGACGAGUGGAGUAUCGGAGGAGAUAUGUGCCGAGGACUCGGACAGUGCUGUGAAGAAGAGGCAAACGGCCAACGGGAAGGCGCGGAAGGAAGAGGCGAGUAGCAGUGUCAGCCCGUUGGGGAGGGUCAUGGAAGAUUCGACUCGCUCUUACUGUGAUGGCCUGGACAAAGCGGCCAGCACUCUAGCCAAAGCCACCGCAGACGCUGGCACUGCAAUCGUUGUUCGGAUAAGAGACGUGGCUGAAGCAAUGCGGGGUGGCAAGACCGUCCUGGAAUUGCUGGGGGCGGUUCUCGCCCGCAGGGGGGCGAAUGGAGGUCCUGGUGGCGAAGGUGGGCGGGAAACGGACCCAUCAUCGCCGUGAUGUAUAUAUAUAUAGAUGUAUAUAUAUAUAUAUAUAUAUAUAUAUAUUUAUUCGCAUGGCCCUCCUGACGGUUGUUCUCUGAUGACGGGGACAUGUGCACGGCUUCCCACGGCCGUUCGGUUCUCGCUCAAGGACAACCAUUCGGGGGACGACGUCCCCCAAAUGGUUGUCCUUGAGCGAGAACCGAACGGCCGUGGGAAGCCGUGCACAUGUCCCCGUCGUCAGAGAACAACCGUCAGGAGGGCCAUGUAUAUUCGCAUGGCCCUCCUGACGUUCGUUUUCCGGCGACGGGAACAUGGGCACAGUCAUCCGGUUCUCGUCCAAGGGCACACGCUCGAAGGGAGGAGGGGUCCAUGGAAUACCCCGACAGCGCACCGCCUAAUCC
Messenger RNA from Chara braunii, 1415 nucleotides. Lineage: Eukaryota; Viridiplantae; Streptophyta; Charophyceae; Charales; Characeae. The record is from the annotation of a GenBank genome assembly.